AUGAUCUCAAGGGUUUUCAUCCUGUCAACUCUUCUAUCCUCUGCCUCAGCAUAUUCCUUGGCCCCAGUGCUUCAGGGCUUGAAGGCUCCCUCCUCUGCUCCCUUGUGCCACAAGUUCUCUGCUCGGCCAGGAGUGCGGAGAGGCCUUACGCCGGUCAGGGCUGGUGACCAACCCAUCCCGGAGGGUUUCCGAGAGUUCCAGGCGAGGGAGAAAAGCCUGGAUGAAUGGUUUGCAAAGCUUGCUGAUAGCCGCUCCUCCAUCCGUCAGAUGGCCAGCAUCAAGAUCGCUGAGAUGCACGACAAGGAAGGGGAGGAGCAGGAGAAGGCUGUGAUUCAACGGCUGUUCAGUUACCUCACCUUGGAGGACGUCCAUGAGAGGAGAGCAGCGGUGCAGGCGCUGGGAAUGAUCGGACAGAAGGUCCUGCCGCCGCUGGUUGACAUGCUCCUUGCGACUGAGGACCGCGUUGUGCGGGCGUCCUGCUCCAAGGCCAUCGGAGCAGUUGCUCUGAAGAACCCCGAGCUCCUCCCGGAGUUUCCGCAGCUCGCGCUUGAUGGGAUGAAGAAGGCGAUUCUUGACAUCCCUGACCCUGUGACCAAGAUCGCCACCAUCAGCUCCCUCGGACAGAUCGGAGGAGGGGAUGUUGCUCAUGGCUACCCGGGAUGCGAGAGGGUGAGAGAUUCCGAUCUUUCAGUCCUACUUCCCUCUCCUCUCUCGUCCUCCUAG
Guillardia theta CCMP2712 is the source of this 723-nucleotide messenger RNA. RefSeq lists its product as hypothetical. Bases 1 to 723 code for a protein of 240 amino acids. The record is from RefSeq and is a predicted model, not a curated record. The transcript is spliced from 2 exons. NCBI's taxonomy places the organism in Eukaryota, Cryptophyceae, Pyrenomonadales, Geminigeraceae.